This is a messenger RNA of Wasmannia auropunctata (little fire ant), 4402 nucleotides long. It is a transcript of the gene sxc, whose product is annotated as UDP-N-acetylglucosamine--peptide N-acetylglucosaminyltransferase 110 kDa subunit. Gene Ontology annotation, molecular function: protein N-acetylglucosaminyltransferase activity; protein binding. Gene Ontology annotation, biological process: protein O-linked glycosylation. Bases 271 to 3528 code for a protein of 1085 amino acids. The transcript has 12 exons. NCBI's taxonomy places the organism in Eukaryota, Metazoa, Arthropoda, Insecta, Hymenoptera, Formicidae. The record is from RefSeq and is a predicted model, not a curated record.
UUAGGCAGCAGAGCGUAUGUAUGUAUGUAUGUACGUGUAGCGAAACUCGAGGUAAAAGAAGGUAAAGCGUAAGCGGAGCAGAGGAGAAAUUACGUUCACUGCCGGAGUCUGAAAAUCGCCGCGCCGCUCUGAAACAUUUCCCGUGAUUUGUCCGGACUGAGCUAAAGUGCGUGAAAGCUAAGAGGGAAGUUAGUCGCGCGAGCUUUCGACUUUCUGUAUUUAAGCACAUACUUGUGAAACAUAAUUGUGAAAUCUCCAAGUCCGUCGAAGAUGAGCGUGCGUGUCGGGGAGAAAAAGGGCUCCAACGGGUUGAUCGCAACUAUGGAAAACGAGGGUGGUGAUUGGCAAAACGGACAGAAUCUUCUGGUGGUCACGCAGAACACCCAUCAGGGCAAGGAACUGAUCAGCCUAACCGAUAAUCAAACCAUCAAUGUGGCUGUAGAUACCUAUUGGUUGCUAGAACUCGCUCACAGGGAAUAUCAGGCAGGAGAUUACGAUAACGCUGAAAGACACUGCAUGCAGUUAUGGCGACAGGAGACAAACAAUACUGGUGUUCUUCUAUUACUUUCCUCUAUACAUUUCCAAUGUAGGAGGUUAGAUAAAUCGGCACAUUAUAGCACCUUAGCGAUAAAGCAAAAUCCAUUAUUGGCGGAGGCGUAUAGCAAUUUGGGAAAUGUAUAUAAGGAGCGUGGACAGCUACCGGAAGCGCUGGAGAAUUAUCGUCAUGCUGUCAGGCUGAAACCUGAUUUCAUCGAUGGUUACAUCAACUUGGCCGCGGCACUUGUGGCAGCUGGUGACAUGGAACAAGCCGUUCAAGCCUAUGUCACAGCGCUACAAUAUAAUCCUGACCUUUAUUGCGUGCGGAGUGAUCUUGGUAAUCUUUUGAAAGCAUUAGCAAGACUUGAUGAAGCCAAGGCCUGCUACUUGAAGGCGAUCGAGACACGACCGGACUUUGCAGUUGCCUGGAGCAAUCUCGGCUGCGUGUUCAAUGCCCAAGGAGAAAUAUGGUUGGCGAUACACCAUUUUGAAAAAGCAGUUGCCUUGGAUCCCAACUUUCUAGAUGCAUACAUCAACCUUGGAAAUGUAUUAAAAGAAGCUAGAAUUUUUGACAGAGCUGUAGCAGCAUAUCUUCGCGCGUUGAACCUCAGUCCUAACAAUGCAGUCGUACAUGGAAAUUUGGCAUGCGUUUAUUACGAGCAAGGGCUCAUCGAUCUGGCCAUCGAUACAUAUCGUCGUGCUAUCGAAUUACAACCGAAUUUCCCUGACGCGUACUGCAAUCUGGCAAACGCUCUCAAAGAAAAGGGACAAGUGGUCGAAGCGGAAGAAUGUUACAAUACCGCCCUCCGGCUUUGUCCCACACACGCGGACUCUCUUAAUAACUUGGCCAACAUAAAACGCGAGCAAGGCUACAUUGAGGAGGCAACUCGCUUGUAUCUUAAAGCCUUGGAAGUAUUUCCUGAAUUUGCAGCCGCCCACAGCAAUCUUGCCUCUGUCUUGCAGCAGCAAGGCAAAUUGAACGAAGCAUUGAUGCAUUAUAAGGAGGCAAUUCGCAUACAGCCGACCUUCGCCGAUGCUUACUCGAACAUGGGAAACACGUUGAAAGAGAUGCAAGAUAUACAAGGUGCUCUACAGUGUUACACUCGGGCUAUCCAAAUCAAUCCGGCCUUUGCUGACGCUCAUUCCAAUUUGGCAUCAAUCCACAAAGAUUCCGGCAACAUUCCCGAAGCGAUUCAAUCAUACAGAACAGCAUUGAAGUUGAAGCCAGACUUUCCAGAUGCCUAUUGCAACUUGGCGCACUGUUUGCAAAUAGUUUGCGAUUGGACAGAUUACGAAGCCAGAAUGAAGAAAUUGGUGUCUAUUGUCGCUGAGCAGUUAGACAAGAACAGACUGCCUAGCGUGCAUCCACAUCAUUCCAUGCUUUAUCCUUUGUCUCACGAAUUCCGGAAAGCUAUCGCUGCUCGACAUGCUAACCUCUGCAUAGAGAAAAUUCAUGUCCUUCACAAACAACCAUACAAAUACCCGCGUACAAUCGGCACGCGAUUGAAGAUUGGAUACGUUUCAUCAGACUUCGGCAAUCAUCCGACUAGUCACUUGAUGCAAUCAAUACCUGGCUUACAUGAUCGUGAGAAAGUCGAAAUCUUCUGCUAUGCGCUUAGCGCGGAUGAUGGCACAACCUUUCGUGCGAAAAUAGCACGAGAGACCGAGCAUUUUGUCGAUCUCUCUCAGAUCCCAUGCAACGGCAAGGCUGCUGAUCGCAUCAAUGCUGAUGGCGUUCACAUUCUAGUGAACAUGAACGGUUAUACGAAAGGUGCCAGGAACGAGAUCUUUGCUUUGCGACCAGCACCGGUACAGGUCAUGUGGCUGGGUUAUCCUGGUACUUCUGGCGCAAGUUUCAUGGACUAUCUCAUCACGGACGAGGUCACUUCGCCGUUGGAGCUCGCCAGUCAAUACAGCGAGAAACUCGCCUAUAUGCCACACACUUACUUUAUCGGCGAUCAUAAGCAAAUGUUUCCUCAUCUGAAAGAACGUUUAAUCCUAACGGACAAGUUGAAUCUCAAGGGUAAAGUAGCUGACAAUGUUGCGGUAAUCAAUGCUACGGAUCUCUCUCCGAUGAUUGAGAAUACUCUGAUAAAAGAGAUUCGCGAGGUAGUUGUGCCGGACGCCAAGAAGCAACCCGUCGAGAUCUCACUCAAAGUUGCCGAGUUACCAACUACUACCCCGAUCGAAACGAUGAUCGCUUCCGGCCAGUGUCAAAUGUCUGUGAACGGCGUCGUUCUGCAAAAUGGUAUGGCCACCACACAAGUGAAUAAUAAAACUGCUACGGGCGAGGAGGUGCCUCAGAAUAUUGUCAUUACAACCAGGCAACAGUACGGAUUGCCGGAGGAUGCCGUUGUUUAUUGCAACUUCAAUCAGUUGUAUAAGAUUGAUCCGCUUACUCUUCACAUGUGGGCACACAUAUUGAAACAUGUGCCAAAUUCCGUACUGUGGUUGCUACGUUUUCCGGCGGUCGGCGAACCUAAUCUUCAAGCAACGGCACAACAAUUGGGUCUGGCGCCCGGUAGAAUCCUGUUCAGCAAUGUUGCUGCUAAAGAAGAACAUGUGAGACGAGGCCAGUUGGCCGACGUAUGUCUAGAUACACCACUCUGCAAUGGACAUACGACUAGUAUGGAUGUUUUGUGGACUGGAACGCCGGUGGUUACGCUUCCGGGGGAAACUCUAGCCUCUCGUGUCGCAGCUAGUCAAUUAAACACUCUUGGCUGUCCUGAAUUGGUAGCACGAACACGACAGGAGUAUCAAGAUAUUGCUAUUAGACUGGGUACUGAUAGAGAAUACUUGAAAGCAACAAGAGUUAAAGUAUGGAAGGCUCGAUCAGAAAGUCCACUCUUUAACUGCAAGCUAUACGCCAUAGGCAUGGAGUUGUUGUACACAAAGAUGUGGGAGCGUUACGCGCAUGGAGAAAAUCCUGAUCACGUUUCAGCCGUCGAUAAGAACGACAGUCAAAAGUCAUCAAUCAUAUCUUCUUCUUAAGACAUUUGACGAUUACUUAUUCAGCUUCGACUUUGCGAUUAAUGAAUUCUCUUCCCCGGAAAUUUUAGCAUUUGCAAUCACAGUUAAUAUAUCUAUUCCUAUUGCGGUCUCGUAUAAAUUUCGUAUCUUUGCUGACUGUUUUGUACGAUAAAUCCAUGAAACUUGAACUAUGGACUUACGACUCUAGACAGUAGAUAUUAAUACAUACAAGAUUUCGUCCGAUACUUGCGCUCUCUUGUCCUCUUUUUAUGAUUUAAUGAUAUUCGCGCGUUUGAUCAAAAAUCGAUUGAAUUGUAUUUUGUGAAGAAUUGACAAAAUUAUGGAAAAGCGAUUUGGUUCAUUCAUGUACAAAAUUUUAAAAAAAUAUUGAAAACAAUAGCAAUAGAUAAUAUUUUUAUCCGUAGAGAAACAAUAUUUCCCCAAUAUCUUAUUUUCUACUUAAAUUUUUCUGCAAAAUGAUAUUUAAAUAAAAUAUUGGCAGUGGAUUUAUCCAGUUAUCAAAAAUCAUUGAAAAGAUUUCAAAUUUUGAUGCUCUAAAGUUUCAAAAAUUUAAGGGAAUUGCAGAUAUUGACUAUUUCAAAAAUUAGAUAUCAAGAGCUUUAAAAGAAGUUAGAUAUGCGAGAUUUUCUUUUUAAUAGCAGCAUUUCCGGUUUACUCGUAAGUUGCAUUACUACAAACUGCAAUCGAGAAUCCACUGUUGUAUAUAUUUUGCUUAUGUUAUUGCAAUUGUCGCAUAAAUUUGACGAAUAUGAACGCGCUAUUAAAAUAUCCAUCCUCGCUUUCUAUAGGUGACCCUUUAAUGCAGAGAUAUUCUGCGCAUGUGAUUUCCUGAAGAACACAAGAAUACUUAACAAAGAUUAGAAUUAAUAGAGUA